AUGUACUUGGUGAUGAAGAGAGCUGCUUGCAAAACAUCAAGAAUCUAUAUAGCUUUUGUGAAUUGGAAUGAGCAGGUACAAUUUCACCCCUCAUCAUUUACCACGGUAGCACAAUAUUCAUUUAUUCUGUAUCGCAUUUUGCUUGUGAUAGAUGCUAUUUUAAUUCAAAACGAGGAAUUUUAUUUCCCUAUGGUAGUUGGAUCUUCCGACAAAAAUGGAAACAUGCUUAAAAGAAGAUUACAGCUGAAUAAUGUGACGCCUUGCAUGGGAACUCUUGUAAAACUGUUGCUUGCUAGGGGAUGA
Molecule: messenger RNA, 303 nt
Organism: Ilex paraguariensis (yerba mate)
Lineage: Eukaryota; Viridiplantae; Streptophyta; Magnoliopsida; Aquifoliales; Aquifoliaceae
Source: the annotation of a GenBank genome assembly